Messenger RNA from Pantherophis guttatus, 4943 nucleotides. It is a transcript of the gene PTCD2, whose product is annotated as pentatricopeptide repeat domain 2. NCBI's taxonomy places the organism in Eukaryota, Metazoa, Chordata, Lepidosauria, Squamata, Colubridae. Gene Ontology annotation, molecular function: protein binding; RNA binding. Gene Ontology annotation, biological process: mitochondrion organization; multicellular organism development; regulation of mRNA processing. Gene Ontology annotation, cellular component: mitochondrion. The record is from RefSeq and is a predicted model, not a curated record.
UCUGCCUGUAGCGGUUCUUCGUAUGUCCCGGCGGUAAGAUGGCUGCGCUGGUAGUUGGAACUUCAGGUCGACUCCUGCGAAAGACAGCCGAAUAUCCCGCCGCCGGGAGGCUGGUUGCGGACAGAGUUGGCUGUUGGAACUGCUUUCAAGGAGCAAAACGUUACUUGUUAACAGAAGAUGUUCUGCAGUUACGUAAAUUUCAAGAAAAGAAAUUGGAAAAUGAAUAUAAACUAUAUGGACAAAAAGAUGAGUUUUUCAAAACUGUUGAAAAAAAGUUAGCAAAUAAUACCCUUAUCCUCAAACUUGAAUUAAUAAAUAUACUAUAUCUAUGUCAAUCCAAAAAUGAAAUAGAAUUAGUCAAAAGAACCAUAUACAGGUAUCACGAAGAGAACAAAAACAGGGCCUUUGGGGAGUUCAAAUUUGGACCCAUAUUUAUGAGGUUAUGUUAUGAACUAGACCUUGAAGCAGUUGCACUGGAACUCAUCAAAGACCAGUCUCUAAAUGGCUUCUUUGGAGAUUACACAUCAUUCAAUAUAUUAAUGGACAUGUUAUUUGAAAAGGGCCAUUAUGAAGAUGCUCUGAACGUGCUAUUAGAAAUGGACAGGGCAAAUAUCAGAUUCAGCCAAGACACCUACUUGCUUGCAUUUGCAAUAUGCUACAAACUGAACAGCCCAGAAUCGUGGAAAUUUGUUAAUACGUUACUUGAAGAUAAGCAUCUCCAUGGACAUGAGCUUUCAAGAAGAACACAAUAUUUUAUAGUAGCACUUGGUCUGAAACAGAAUGACUUUUUGAAGGCCCAGUACUAUUUUUCACAGUUGCAGCCCACUGAAAGUAUAAUAUAUGAUAAUCUAAAGAUCCUUCUUUUGGCUGCCUUUGGAAAUCUAAAGAAUCUUGUGCAAACACUGGAAAAAGCUUCAAAAAUCGAUACAUAUUUUGUGAGAAAACCUAACUUCUGUAAGGAUGUGAUAAUCGCUGCCAGGGAAAAACUAGAACUUGAUCCAGACUUCAUUAUUCAGUUUGAAGAAAUUGUCACCAAGUUAAAAGUCUCAGGACAGAUAAAUGAACUGACUCUGGAUGACCUGCUAUGUGAGGUCCCACAUCCCAAAGGGUACAAAAUGCAGCUGCUGAAAGAAACAAAACGGAGUCAACGAACGUUACAGCCUCUUCAGUCGUUUCUGCUAACUGAUUGAAUACACUUUCUCCAUCAGGAAUUCUGUCCUAGAAUACACCUGCCUCUUUUACAAGAUUUUCAUUUAGUGUGGGGUUUUUUGAAGGAAUACUGAUAUUCAUAAAUUAUAUGAAUGGUUUUGCUGGUACAUUGCCAAGUAAAUAAUGUAAAAACCUAACCUAACUUCAUAGUAGGCAUUCUGCAGAAACAGUUAAAACAAUCUGCAGAGAAAAUUGCAGUUUGCCAAACACAUCAAGGCUUUUCUUGAUUCCAAUUACCAUGUUCAUUGGUUUCUAUUGGAGAGAAAGUGAUAUGGAGAAGACAGAAAGGACUUUCCCUUCUUCCGUUCUCUUGAGCAUAAAGGGAAGAAGCUCUAAAGGGAAGAACCCCUGUUAAAUAAUGUUACAUAAUAUUGAGCUAGGGAAACACAGCUUCAGGUCCACACUUAGCCUCAAAGUUCACUGAGCUUUUUUGGGCUAUUAACAUAUCACAUUCACCCAUGAUCACUUAAGCAUGAUUUUGUUAGUAACCAAAUUGACUAGAUUUAUUCAAUAUGCCAAACUAUAACCACAGGGGCUGGAUUUGCACAACUAUUAGGUCAAAGUCAAAUAAGGCACAUUUGGAUUGAGUUCACCAAAAGUGGUCUGCUAAAAUAUAAUUAGUUUCUGAAUUAUUACUAUGUUUUUAUCCUACAUUAUCUCUCUGUCUCAGUGGUGAACAUAUCUAAUACCCCUAUCUGUAAUUUUCCCUCCAAUAGCCACCUUGUGAGGUGGAUAGGUCUGAGAGAGAGUGACUGGCCCACAGUCAUCCAGCUAAGAGAGGCCUACAAUUCAGUCUACUGGUUUCUAAAGCAGCACCUUUACCACUACGGGUAGUCCUCAAUUUACAAUCACAGUUGGGACCAGAAUUUAUCAUAAAGUGAUAUAGUUGUAAAGCAAGUCAUUGUAUGACCGAAUCCAAUUUUAAAAUCAUUUUACCACAGUGAUUGUUGUUAAACGAAAAAUUUGGGUAUUAAGCCAGUUGGUUUCACCAAUUAACUUUGUCAGAAGCCAGCUGGGAAGGUCACAAAUCAUGAUCACAUGCACACAAGAUGAUGCAACCAUCGUAAAUGCAAGCUGGUUGCUAAGCUCUCAUAUUGUGAUCACAUAACCACGGGGUGAUGUAGCAUUCACAACUUUGAGGGUGGGUCUAAGGUCACUUUUAGCAAGGUUGUCACAGCUUCAAAGUAUCAUUAAAUGAACAGUUACAAGUCAAGUACUACCUGUAUAGCAAACAGGCUCAUGAUAUGGCAUUAUACUGUAAUACAUAGUUCAUAUUGUUAAUGUAUGGUUCAUUGUGUAGUGGGAGCACAGACCAUUGGACUCAUUCAGAUAGCCAUAGUUAGUUAUUUUGGUAUGGGCUUCGUAUGCUUUCAAGCAAACCUUUUGGAAACUUCUGAUCCAAAGAUCUAUAAAAGAUUUGGGAAGCCCUUACAAAAUGCCUGUCCUAUCUGUUCUUCCCUCCCUCCACCUGUUCCCUGAGCCUAUCAAUUUAUAACAGAUUCUUUCAUAGUCCUGCCUGAUUUCAAUUUGUCUUGCUAACUUGGAUUGAAAGUUCCUUAUUUUUUUUAGCACGUAUAUAUUGUUACUUUCAUCUGAGUGUGUUUACCAAAAUUCAGAAUUGCCUCAGUAUUACUUAGGAAACAUAUUUCAUAAUAUCUUAGUAAGGAGUCAUUUUCUAGGAAAAGGGAUCCUUAACACAUAAUGGAACAAGAGCUGCAGAAACUAUAUUGACAGAGUGGUAGAAAUAAAUAUGAUCCCAAACAUGGAAAUAUCCAGGAAGCUGAAAUCCUAAGCACUCCCAGUGCUUGGAAAUAAGUACUGUUGAACGAAGAGUAGUUGGGGUCAGCCUGAACUAUAUGUGAUGUCUGUAUCAGACACAAAUCAACAAGAUUUUAUGAAUUUCCUUUAGAUAGAUUCAUAUAUAGCAAUAAAACAUAUUUCUAUGUACUCCUAUCUUCAAAUAAUAUUUUAAAACUGCCUUUAGAAAAAGAGAUAAUGUAGGAACUGAAUUUUUGAUUUUUCAAUGUCUUGUCAAAAUACUGAAACAGACAGUAGAGGGUGCAGUAUUCAUUUCUUUGUAAAACAAUCCAUCUGAUUUGAAUGGUGAAUGCAAAUUAUAUUGGAGGCAAUUUAAAAAAUGUAUUACCUUUUGCAUUACAAAAUUAGUUAAAUAUAAAAUUAGAAAUACACUGAGUGUAUUUCUAGGUGUGGAAUGAUUCUGAAUUUCAUGUGUGAGAGCACAUUUUCAGGCAAAGAAUAAUUUUGGUGUGCUAUCUGAUAGGUCUUUUGGAUUUACCUGCAAACUGAGGAAUAGUGCAUUCCCUCAAGAACUAGAUUUAGUCCCAAUUUCGCACUUAUAAGAGAAUGAAGAUGUUCCUUAUCACCCAGGCUUAGUUUAUUUUAACUUCAGUUUUACCUGUCUCCCCAAAAGCUAUUUACAACCCAGUUUUGAAAUUAUGUACAAUUGUCACCUGCACAAAAAUAUAGGUGGGUUCACCCUUUUGACCGACCACAGAGAAGCUACAGCAAUGUCUCCCUCGCCUAUCUCCCCCAUCCCAUAUUGCUGGGUCCCUACCUUGGGCCUGCUUUCCCACCCCACCAGCUCUCUGCAGCCUUUGGGCCUGCUUCACAAGCCACAAAGUUGCACAUCCUCCUCUCCACCCUCCAUCACUGAUCAGUCACUUACCAUCUGUACUGUAAAGCUCCAGAGUUAACACUGAGAGCAGGUCAUUCCACUCCUCGGCUUCCUUAGGCUGCAUGGAUCCACCCAGGUAGUGGAUCCCAUUUUUGGAGCAGAUUCACAUAGGUGAAGCAGCCUGCUCUCCUCUAAUGCGAGCUCUGAAGAUCUACAGAAGUUAAGUGAGAGAUCGAGGGGUGUGGGUAGGAGGAUGUGGGUUGCCACUUACCUUUUGUAGAGCUCUGGAGACCAUGUUGUGGAAGAACACUAGGCUGCUCCACCCCUCAGCAUCCCUACAGGCUAUAAGGCAUGGUUCUGUAAUGUGGCUUCUCCAAAAAUGGCACCUUGUCCAGGACCAUGUCAUGUGACCUGCAGGGAUGCUAAGGGGCAGAAUGGCCUGUUAUUCCCCAAUAUGAGCUGAUUGGUGAUGAGUAGGAGAGAAUAUGGGACCCAGAGGGAUGGGAAAGCAGGCCCAAGGUCUGCAGGGACCUUGAGGAUGCAAAUUGGGUUGUUUCAGGCCCUAUGUAUAGCUUAACACAUUGUGCAAAGCAAGAUAAGUGUAAUGUAUACUGUAAACCAUGAUUAAGCAAGCUGUUGUUUAGUGUGUUGUAUGAUCCCAGUGCAUUUUCAAUCUGUUUCCAUAAUCUUGAAAUACUGAUCUCAAUAGUUUACAAAACAUACUAUAGAGCUUUAAAGUCAUCUUAAAUAACUGAAUGUUGAGAAACAACAUGCAUGGCUGUUAAAUAACUAGUUUUCCGCUUGCUGCUUAAUACUGUCAAUUAAUAGUCUUUUUUAAAAAGUAAUAACAGAAAGAGGUCUCCUUUGGCAGUAAUUGCCUCUAAAAGAGCAUGCCUAUUGUUUCUUGGGACUUGAAUCAGCUGUAUAACUGUCUUGAACUACCUUGUAAUAUGAUAAGAAGUAUUGGAACAUGCUCAUCAAAAAUUCCCCAAUUCCUAACAAUUGAGUAACAUCAAGAACAAAAAGGGUUUUCCUUUCUUCCUCUAUUUUUAUCUAAAUUAAAUGAAGUAUCUGUCCUGUAUGUGCAGACUUGAAUGCA